Molecule: messenger RNA, 570 nt
Organism: Musca domestica (house fly)
Lineage: Eukaryota; Metazoa; Arthropoda; Insecta; Diptera; Muscidae
Product: arylalkylamine N-acetyltransferase-like 2
Exons: 3
Coding region: 1-570 (189 amino acids)
Molecular function (GO): N-acetyltransferase activity
Source: RefSeq, a predicted model, not a curated record
AUGGCGGUGCAUAAACCAAGCAAUAAAAUUAUUGGUGCCUGUAUAGCCGGGCCACAGGGUGUGGAUGAGGCCGACCAAUUGUUUGAAGCUGCUGCUGUGAAGGCAAUACCAAAUGGGGAAAAUUUUAAAACUAUCGCCUGCAUUGAACGUGAUGCCAAGGAUGGUCAACAUUAUGGUGUUGAAAGAAUUCUCGAUAUCGUUGGAACUUGUGUAGAUCGCUCGAUGCGUGGUAGAAAUAUUGCUUCGAGAUUUUAUGAUUUUCUGCGAGAUUUGGGUAAAGCGAAGGGUUACCAGCUGCUCAGGGCCGAUUGCAGCAGUUUCUAUUCGGCACGAAUCAAGGAGCAACAAGGAUGGGAUUGUAUCAACACAAUUGUUUACAAGGAGUAUUUGGAUGAGAAUGGGGAGCCUGUGUUCGAUCUACCACCUCCACAUGAGGAUGAUGAUGAUGAUGAUGGCGGCGGUGAUGAUGGGAAUGACGACGACAAUGAAAAGAAACACCACAACAACAACAACAACAACAACAAGAACGGCAGCAACAAACAACGCAUUUCGAUUGCUUUAAUUUAUUAA